Messenger RNA from Boleophthalmus pectinirostris (great blue-spotted mudskipper), 4545 nucleotides. It is a transcript of the gene luzp1, whose product is annotated as leucine zipper protein 1. The coding region runs from base 504 to 3674 and encodes 1056 amino acids. The transcript is spliced from 8 exons. The record is from RefSeq and is a predicted model, not a curated record. Lineage: Eukaryota; Metazoa; Chordata; Actinopteri; Gobiiformes; Gobiidae.
GGGGUGGGUCCUCCUCCUCCGGCAGCCCAGAAGGAAAAACCAGCCCACCUUUUUUCAUUGUUAAGAACGCGGUGGAAUGUGUUAGUUUGAUGUCUCGGAUUGGGAAAGAAAAAGAGCGGAGGUGAAGUGAAGUUGUGCGUCUGCGCUUCGGCCCGCGUCGGAGGAUCAUGCGGCAAACGCGAUUCCCAUAAACCGCACGAAGAAGUUGUGGAUUUACCGCUGUCCUGUCGGGCCAGACCUGCUGAAAAAAAAAAAGGAUGAAGGCGGGGCCAGCGGCGGCGUGACCAAUGGACUGAGACGAGUUCAAAUAUGACCUCCCCAUCGCCUGUUCUCCAGUCUGACCUUGGACCGUCUCCGCCUCACCUCCACACCCAGUAACAGAGGAAGCCCCCAUGUGGACCUCCCAACCGCCGCGCACCACCUAACCCGCCCACGCCACACCCAGCGCCUCCACCCCGUCUCCACCCACAGGCACAGGCAGAGGCAGGCCAGCAGAGGGCGCCAUGUCGGAGCCCAAGGACAUGACCCACCGCCACCUCCGGCACAAGCUGCAGAGCCUGGGCCGCCGCCUGGACGAGCUCGAGGAGGCCACCAACAAGCUCCAGAAGGCCGAGGAUGAGCUGCUCGACCUGCAGGACAAGAUCAUCCAGGCCGAGGGCAGUAACUCCACCCUCCUCAGUGACGUGGAGACUCUCCGGAAGCGCCUGCUGAGGAUCCAGGGCAAAGAUGAGGAGGUCCGUAAGGCUGAGGACCUGUGCCGAACUGUCCGCGAGAAGCUGGAGGAGGAGGAGAACCUGACCAAGGAGCUCAAAGCCGAGAUCGAACGCCUUCAGAGGAGGAUGGGCGACCUGGAAAAACUGGAAGAGGCUUUCGGGAAGAGCAAGUCAGACUGCAGCCAGCUCUGCCUCAGCCUGAACGAGGAGAAGAACCAAACCAAGAAGCUCUCCUCGGAGCUGGAAGCACUUAAGGCUCGCGUGAAGGAAAUGGAGGGUUCUGAGACUAAACUGGAAAGAGCAGAGCAAGCUUUGUCUAUGGAACUUGAGAAGCUUAAAGGAUUUACUCACACGUUUAUGAGCGACCGUAAGAGACUUUUGGAAAAGCAAAGAGAGGACGAGAAGAUCAUUUUAAAGUUGACGGAACAACUGGAACAGCAGAAGAUGCGUUUGGGCAUUUCAGCGGAUUCUGGCCGCGCAGACUACGUAAGAUCUCGUAUCGAAGAUGAGCUUACCUCUACGAGCAUUCUCACGAGUAAACUAGCUGCACGCAAAAAGAGUCUGGACUACUUGAAGUUGGCAGACGGGAAUAUGGUGAACAAAGCGCAGAAUGAAAAGAAUAGUUUAGAGGGUUCACAGGAGGAGGACAACAAGGUCAAAGAGCUCACUUUGGAAGUGGAGAGACUGAAGAAUCGUCUCAAACAGCUGGAGAUCGUGGAAGAGGACUUGAAGAACUCAGAGUCUAAAAAUGGGGAGCUUCACGAGAAGUUUCAGAUGGAGCGGAACAGAACAAGACAACUUAGCGAGCAAGUGGAACAACUCCGAAACCAACUGUGCGGGAAAGGACUCGGCAACGGAAGCGCCAACAGCAAAGUUGUGGAAAACGGCAAAGCUGAGAACGAAGAGAUCAUCGGUAAAGUCGGUUUCAGACAAGAGAAGCCCAAGUAUCAAAGGGUGACAACCGUUUCUGAACCGAUGUCGCCCAAACAUCGCAACAGGGAAAUGUCUCCUCAGCAUAAGAGAGAAACCAAGCUCAAGAGCCUGUCGGAAGAUGGUUCUCCUAAGGGUAGCCGAAGACCACAAAGCCCUCUGCAUAAAGUGAGGAGGACCCCGAAAAGCCCAACUGUUACAUCUGAUAAUGGACUGAAAGAAAGUUCAUCAAGAUUACCCACAUAUAGCUCCAUGAAUACCUCUCAGAAAGUGUCUGUACUGAGUCGCUACCCUCCAGCUGCUAAUGACCAGAAGCCUGUGAGACCAGGCUUCAAGCAGCAAGACGGAGACUCCAAAAAGGUUCGUCCGGAGAAGUUUUCAAAGCUGUAUGUUGGAAGUGACAGCGAAUCGAACAACUCCGACAUAGUAGCAGAUGGUAACGCUAACAGUAAUGCCGUGUCUGAAAAAGAUAUCGCUUCUGAUCAAGAGUCUACCGAAACCAUUCAGGAGUCUGUUUCAGUGUCCCUUACGUCUAGCAUGUCCAAAGCCAAUGGAGCCUACACAGCCUACCGAUCACGUGUUUCUCCACUGUUAGCAGCAGAUCAAGGUUCAGAAGGGCAUUCGUCUGCGUCUGAAACGGAGUCGACAGGUUCAAGACCCUCGGAGCCUGAGCCAGUACUGGAAGCAACUACUACCCCGGUGAGCAGUAGAGCCCCAGCUUCUAAAAUCUCAAGAUACACCAAUGACAUGCACUCAGAAGGUUCCUCCUCAAGAAGUUCUUUUGAUGAAGAGCUCCACAAUCGGGCCCACCUGUCAGAGACGGGAGCCCAGGGAACACCACAAACCUUGUCGGGGAUAGAGAUCAAGAGGGUGUGCAGUCCCAGGGAGGCACUGCAGUCCAGGGCUGUUAUUAAACCAGCCAUCGUGGAGAUUGACCGAAAGGAAAUGCUCAUCUCGGAACCAUUCGCUGCCAAUGGCAAACCCAAGAUCUCCACAAAGCCAGUCGUGACCUCAAGCAGUAAAAUGACCAGCAGUAUCACAAUCUACCCCAACGACCCCAGCUCGUCCAGGACCAGCAGCCGUAGCAGCAGUCUGUCCAGUGAGCCUCUGCCCACCAAGGAGCGACACACCUCCACCAGUAACUUCGUCAUCAGCCCCAGCAGCGACCAUCACGGCAGCAUCUCAAUCCCGUACGAGAUCUCCAUCCCCAAGAGUGACCUCACCUUUCGCCCCAGUCUGGACCAGGACUGUGAGGAACCAGAGACCUCUCCUUUAGGAUCCAGACCUCACAACACCUCCACCACCAGCCACAGGCACUACCAACGCAGCGCCUUCAGCCUCCAGUCCACAGACGCCACCCCUGUGGACUUCGACCCCGAGUCGGCCUUCGAGACCAGCAGCACGGCGACGGUCACGAGCUGGAGGAGAAUGAGCCAGGACGCUCCGGCGGACAUGAAGAACGUGACCGUGAGGAGCACCUGGAAGAAUAGGGGGGCGGGGCCAGCGGAGGAGGCCGGAGCCGGGAGAGCGAGGGCCGGGGUCAGAGGGAUGGCGGACGGUGGGUCAGAGGAUGAGACCGAGCAGGCCACGUGGAGGGCGUACAGGGCGACUGCUGUGGACACGGAGGAGACGACGCAGAGGACGGGCAAACCUUCUCCUGCCGAGGUGUACAUGCGGAGGAUCAACCACACUAAAGACCCAGAGGAGCCAGCAGGGGCCCGCAGAGCCAAACACCAGAGCCCAGAGACGUCCCUGGGCCGGACCAUCGCCCACGCUCCCGUCAUCUCUCAGUCGUGGGGCAGAGCGCACACGGCUCCUGAAGCUCCGGAGCCCAGUGUGAGCUCCAGCCACAGCCCGGCCACCUGGAGACGACCUCUCCCCGGCAGCGACGCACCUCUCGUGGGCAGCUCCAAGACGCUGGGGGCCUCCUCCUCCUCCAGAGCCGAGCUGUGGGCCAGGGGUCAGGGGUCAGGGGCCCGCACAGAGGGGAGGGCCCGGCCUUGGAGCCAGCGGCACACUGAGCAGCACUGAGAUCCGCUUCCGUUCCUCUGUGCAAGAAGAUUGAUCUACUCUCCUUAAUCUCCAAAAACCGUGUCCUCCUCCUCCUCCUCCUCCUGCCCCCGACCUGGACUCUCUCUGGACUUUUUGGAGCUGGACUUUGGACCCGCUCUCCGGACGUAGACAGUGAAGUGCCUCAGGAUUGUCUCUGUCUCCUCUUCUGCUCUGUGGAUGUAUCAUAAUGUAACUCCAGACUGACAAGGGAGAGGCGGCACGCUCGUCGUCAUCGUCAACGAAAAAAAAAAACUGCACGUCUGUACUCCGGCUCGGCUCGCUCGCGUUCAGAAUAUGUCGUUUUUAAGAAGAUUAUUAUUUAUUUUCUAAGUCGGUCUAGUUUUAUUUGAUGCUUUACAGUUUUUACGCGAAAUAAAAUCUUAAAAUUGGAAUUAUUUGACCAGAAAAUAGACGAUACGGUUUCUUAUUUUAAGUGGAACUCUUCAAAAAUCGUUUAAGUUUGGACCAAGAGACACAGAUCAGCUAAUUUGCAACCAGGUUUUCUAUUUGGAUUUCCAAGACUGUAACAUCGACAGUCUCGCUCCUGAUCGGGUCUUUGUUUGUUUUGAAAACCUGUGCUUGGAAAUCCAAAUAUGGAACUGAGUCUCUGGUCCACAGCGCCGGUUUGGCAGGAAGGGACGUUUCGUGGGUUUCAGGGAGAUUGACGGGAUUUUUAACGUUAAAAACUGGGACACACCCGGGUCGGGAUGGUGGGUGUAAAUAAAAAUAGUGAUAAAAGUGUGAGGCUCUGUCCAUUCUCGACUCACACGUGGGUCAGUGUUUAAUCUGAGACAAAAUACGCAGAAAAACCCUGACUUCUGUAUUUUGGCUAAACAAAUGCGAUUUAUGC